Messenger RNA from Rotaria sp. Silwood2, 879 nucleotides. Lineage: Eukaryota; Metazoa; Rotifera; Eurotatoria; Philodinida; Philodinidae. The record is from the annotation of a GenBank genome assembly.
AUGGGCAAUCAAAAUAAAAUUCAACAAAAUAUUGAAAAUAUUCAACAACAAGAUCAAUCUUAUAUUAUUAAUCUUGAUGAAAUUGUUGAACAAUGGAUUUGGUCUAUGUGGAAUAAAACAAAAACAAAAUCAUUAUCACGUUUUAAAUAUGAAGAUCUUAUUGUAAAAAUAAAUUGGAAACAUGUUUCAUUCCGACAAAAUAAUAUUAAUUAUUAUAAUUCAUCAUUUUUAUAUUUUCCACGAACAAUUUUUCGAACAAAUUUUGAUAAUAAAACAACUAAUGAACAUUCAUGUACAUUUGCCACGGAAAAAUCGACAUAUUCAAUAUUUAAAUUUACAUUCAUUCGUAGUUUAUAUAAAUCUCAAGAAUCAACUAUUGUUUUUCAUUUACCUAAACAAAUUAUUCAACUCAAUAAUGGUAUACAACAUGAACAAUCUAUUCCAUUCGGAAAAGAUACUACAAAAGAAUAUGAAAAAUUUUGGAACGUAAAUAGUCAAAUACGUGUUCCGUCUCUGACUCGUAUUAUAGCCGAAUUAAAUAUUGACGAGGAAGAAUUUCAUAGUCAUUUUUCUUUAUCUAUACAAUUUUCUGGUCGUAUUACAGCAACUAUUUCAGCUCGUCAAUCACCAAAUACUUAUUUGAAAAUUAUUCAUGGUGAUAUUGUUCAAAUUAUAUGUCACGCAAUGAAAAAUAAUUCUCGAUUAAAUAUGUUUAAAUUAAUACAAGGAAAUUCUCCUUCAAUAUGUUUUAUAAUCUAUGGUAAAUGUUUAUUUCGUUAUGGUGUUAAACAAAAUAUUGUACUUAAUCAAGAACUAUUGGAAAAACCAUCAGUUUCUUAUCCUAAUAUGCCAUCAGCUCCUUUAGAAUUUUCUUAUUGA